Molecule: messenger RNA, 7908 nt
Organism: Pseudophryne corroboree (corroboree frog)
Lineage: Eukaryota; Metazoa; Chordata; Amphibia; Anura; Myobatrachidae
Gene: TMEM198
Product: transmembrane protein 198
Exons: 5
Coding region: 271-1350 (359 amino acids)
Biological process (GO): positive regulation of canonical Wnt signaling pathway
Cellular component (GO): cytoplasmic vesicle; plasma membrane
Source: RefSeq, a predicted model, not a curated record
UGACACACAUUGUUACAGAUCAUAUCCCAUCCCCGUCCCCCUGCUGCCACUUCCCCUACCAUUAUGUAUCUAUCAGCUGUGACUGGGAGCCAAGAGGUUAAAUCCCCCUCCUCCUCCUGCUGCACACACACUGACUGAGCUGGGAGCAAUGUCUGGGGCCAGGGUCUCUUUAUUGGAGGACUGAUGCUUAAACUAUCUGCAUGGAGUUGACUCUGUAACGCAAAGAACAAACUGAGUUGGACGCAAGAAUCAGGUUCUCAUACUGAAGAUAUGACCGCCACUAUGCAAGCCCUUCAAUUCAAGCAGUUUUCCCCUGAUUUGGGGCAGGACUGGCCCCCGCCCUGUGAGCAGGAGAUAGAGAGGAGGUACCAGGUUGUUCCUUCAGUGGUAUGCGCUAUGUGUUGCCUUUUUGGAAUCAUCUACUGUUUCUUUGGUUACCGCUGCUUCAAGGCUGUCAUGUUCUUGACGGGUCUGAUGUUUGGUUCAGUGGUCAUCUUCAUGUUGUGCUAUAAGGAGCGGGUCCUGGACACACAGCUGAGUGUUGAAGCCAGUGUGGGCAUUGGGCUUGGCAUUGGGGUUCUGUGUGGGCUGGUUACUAUGCUGGUGAGGAGCGUGGGACUGUUCAUGGUGGGUUUGCUGCUUGGACUUCUAUUAGCCAUAGCCACACUUAUCGUCAUGGAACAGUUCUAUCACCCGCGCACCGUCUGGGUUCCGGUAGCUCUCCUUCUUGGGAUCGGGAUGCUCUUUGCGGUACUUACAUUACAGUGGCAGCGUUUCUUCACCACCCUUUCCACAGCAGUGUUUGGCAGUGCCAUCAUGACAGUGACUGUGGAUUACUUCAUUGAGCUCUUUUUGUUAGUACAGUACGUGUACCAACGCAUGAAGGUGGACCCUCCUCAGAAUAUGUGCUGGUACAGCUGGGUAAUCCUUGGGAUCUGGCCUGUACUCAGCUUACUGGGAGUGCUUGUCCAGUGGAAAGUCACUGCCGAGGGGUAUUCACAUACAGAAGUUAUCAUCAGCCGACAGCAGCGCCGGGUCCAGUUAAUGAAAAUAAAGCAGAGAGAAGAGCGAAAGGAGAAAAAGAAGAAGAAGAAGAAACCUCAUCAUCAUCCUCACCCACAGCACAAAACGCCUCACCCGCCCGAGCCACCCUUCCGCAGGAAGCCCACACCAAUCCGGCGAUUUGAUGGCGAUGUCAUUUCCCCAAGCUAUAUUCAGAGUUUCCGGGAUCAGCAGACAGGUUCUUCUCGGGGUCGGAUGACAGGAGCGCAUACAGUGGUGGAUUUGGACUAUGAUUGUGGCUCCCGGGUGCCACUAACAGCUGGAGCCGCAUCAGCUGUACCAGUAUAGCACAGAGCGAGACGAGAAGGGAGGAAGACUAGGUAGAAAAAGGGAUCACUUGACACACAGAGAUUGCGCUGUAUCAACUCCAACACUGUGACACUGAACAUGCUGAGGAGUUCCAUCUCAUACUACAUUGUGACAUCUUUCAACUUUGCUGUCAACAGUGAGCAAACACACACUGCUGAGCCUUGUAACACUACAUACAUUGUGCAUAGACUCCCACCUACCUCUCUACAAAUACUGCACGCACAGCCAUUCCUACCAACUUCCCUGCGCUCUGAUCUCUCGCCAUCACCGAUCCCCUUAAAAACCCGGAUCCAUUGGACAAAAGAACACGUUAGGCAGUAAGCCUUUGUGCCUACACCGCACUUCCCUAUGUCUGCAAACUUUGACUCCCGUCCUGAGACUGAUGUAAUUACUAUCUGCUGGCCAUGUUUAGGAACAAUGCGGCAAGUCUUUUUUACAUGUGCAGAUAUACAGACAUGGACGUGUAUAUUAUUGAACAAAAAAGUUAAUUUAAAUUAUAAAACAGACUAACGUCAAAAGAAUUCUAGGAUCCAGUGGGAGAGGUUCCAAAUCAUAAUUUCAGGAAAAAAAGCCACAAGAAUGAUUUGGUCGGUAGUACUAGACUUUUCUGAAGAUUUUAAAUGAACUUUUUUUAAAUUAAUUAUUAUUGUUGGGUGGGGGUGGGGUGUGCGACAGACAUAGUGUGAGUUGCUGAUGUGUGUUGCGGUGUGGCUGGUAAUAAUAGACCAUGACUGGCAAGGAAAAGAUGCAGACACAACUGUCCUUUAAUAGUCCUAUGUUUUUUCUUUCCAUUCACCUGUAGAUGCAGUGACCUUAGGGGGCAAUUUCCAACAUCCAAUGCAAAGAUGUAUUAAUAUGUGUGAUGGAUUAUGUCUGCUUCCCUACAAUCCUACAUCAUACAGGAAUAUGCCCGAUGAUUGCUGCUGGUGUGAGCUGGGAAUGGCUGGUUAAUGUGCUCACCUACUGUACCAUGUGUUAUACAGUAGCAAAGUCAUCUUUAAUUACUCCCUACCUUUGUCACACUUACCUCCAUAUACAUUAUGGGGCUCAUGUAGGGAUGGGAGUAAAUUAAUUUAUGGUACAAAUUAUGCUUUUUUCUGUAUUCCACAUGCACAGAAAAAUGGGUACGCCUCUUUGCCUAUGGGGAUCCGGAUGCAUAUUACACUUAUGGCGCCUUACAAUUAGAGGGGUGAAAAGAAGGAUAGAGAGGGCAAGAGCUGGCAAAGUAGAGUAAGGGCGGGUUCACAUUAUUACACCCAAUGUUGAUCAUAGCAAACACACAUGUGCCCCUGUCAGGAGGUGGGUCGCUUGGGGGUGCUCAUCCCAUGAUACAAUACACAAUCAGAAGCAGCUUCUGAUUGGCUGAGUGCAUCUUAAUACCUACCAGGGACACUAUUAUUUGUGUGGCUAAUGCGAUUGUUAUAUCAUUAAACUGAUAUUUGCAAUUGGCCCACGACAGGAAAGCAGAUUCCCAUUUGAUAUUUUAAAGAAGAAGACAAUGGAUGUAUCUAUUUAAUUGAACUUACUUAGUACUUUAAUUUUGUAUUUGUAUUUUAAUUGUAUUUUACAUGGAACAUGCACCUUUAUUAUUUAUUAAUAACACUGUCCAGACAUAGGCAGAAUAUAAUGUGUACGAAUUGUGUAGCGUAACAAUAGCACUUACUAUUACCACCAUAGCGCCACAUAUCAUGGAGUAAGCCAGGCGCUCAUGCUACCCUUGCAGGACUGGAUGCAUCAUGUAAAACAUGCAGGUCUCCAGGCUGCGCAGAUUGUGCAUGUUUGGGUGGCGCAUUCUGGGUCUACUUUUUUGACACAAAAUGUAUCUAGCACAACAUAGGCCACUAAAAGCUCGCCUUUCUUCUCUAAAGCUGGGUACAUGAUAUCGUCUAGUGAGUAUGCACUAUGUUGCUGAUAAUGCAUGCUCCCGCGCCUCAUCAGCGACAUCCUCCAUUGGACCUGCAUGCAGUCCGAAGGGCGACAUUGCCAACGAGGGCCAUGCUGCCCCCCGCUCUCCUCCCCCCCCACGUCGCUGCCAGCAUUGCCAAGUGUGUAUGAACUUACCAAUGUCACCCCCCGCAGGCAUACAUUGCGCUGAGUACACAUCGUUUAAUGUAUACCCAGCUAUACUUUUAAAGGUUUUGAUGUGCCUAAUAAUUCAGCUGCAGUAAUUAAUAUGUUGUGCUUCUCAUUCUGUACACAUAUAACUAUGAACAUUUGUGUAGGAGUUGUGUACACUUUACAAGACAAAUAUUGGGGGUGAUUCAGAUGUGGUUGGAUUUAGCAUCGCUGCUGCUGCUGCUACCUUGGUUUACAUAUGGUAAUCCAGCAGGAGGCAUCUGUUAUUAGUAGACGCCUCCUGCAUGCAUGUGUGAUCCACUGCUGUGUCUGAGGACGCAGUAUCGCAUCACCUUCAAGACCAUCGGCUGGCUGAGUAACCCAUGAAGUUGCGCAGACCGGCCAUGGCAGCUACAUCACUCAAGCCAGGAAAUCUCUGUCAAAAGAACGAGACUCUGAAUUUGGCAUUUCCACAAAACGUAGGCAACACGGCUCUGUUUUGAGAAAAAUGGAAAGAGUGUGUAUGCACUUUCCGAUGCCGACCCCACCGCCGGGUGACAUUGCCCCUCCCUCCCCACUCCCAAACGGCUGCAGACUGUCAAUCAACUGACGUCUGCAGCCGCUUUACGUCCGACAGCGUAGGACCCGUAUUGCACACAUACAGUACAGGUAUUACUUUGCACUUGUACUACAACAGCUUUGAGAUGUGAAUCAGGCCAAUUGUUAGAUCUUCCUAAAUACCACUAGUAUUUCCUUUCACAGUAACAAUAAUUACAAUUUUAAACUCAUUCCUUUGAUUUUACUGCCCUGUAAUCCGCCCAGCAAUCCCCACCACCACAACCUAAAAAAUCCCCACUCUUUAGCCAGGUGCCUCAGAUUGGCUCUUUACAGACAUACCCCAGCGCUCAGAGUGGGUGUAGAACGUUCUGUAUUCAGCACUGGGAGUAAACUGCAUGUGUAGAUAUGAUGGGGAGAAGGACCAGGUGCUAUUUGCUACAGAUUAAGGACGUUGUUUUAAGAGGACUGCUCCUUCAAUAUAGUAUUUCCCACAAUAGAAUACUGCUGCUAUGAGCUGCUAGUUAGUGUAAAGGAAUUAUUAUACUGAAAGUGGAACUGCCAUCAGCAACACUAAUGAAGCAGUCUUUGUUAGAACACUUACUGUAAUCCAGGCGAUAGUUGUGUGAAUCUCUGUGAGCUGUUGCCUCCCACUUGCAGACAUUGUAGUGUAAUUAUCUCUUAUUUGUAUAGCACUACCAAUUGUGCAGCACUAUACAGAGUAUAUUCAUCAUUGGAUCUGUUCCUGCCCCAUGGGACCUUACCAGGGAUGUGCGGUGAGGUAAAUGGCUCAGGCGACACUGGCUAGCACCAGAGCCAGGUUUACACACAAUAUAUGAGCCAAAGGGUACAUGUGGGCAUUACACAAAGGUGCAGCAGAUUAAACUCCUCGAAAUUUGGUGAGUUUUGAUCAGAGAUGUGCGAAAAAACGUUAGGUCUCAUCUGACAUAGGGGGUCAUUCCGAGUUGAUCAAUCGCUAGCAGUUUUUAGCAGCCGUGCAAACGCAUUGUCGCCGCCCACUGGGGAGUGCAUUUCGCUUUGCAGAAGUGCGAACACUUGUGCAGCAGAGCGCCUGCAAAAACUUUUUGUGCAAAACAAGACCAGCCCUGUAGCUACUCUUCGUGUGCGCCCAGCGAACACCCAGCCAUGCUUGCGUUUUUUAUGCCACGCCUGUGUUUUACCAAACACGCCCUGAAAACGGUCAGUUGCCACCCAGAAAUGCCCACUUCAUGUCAAUCUCCUUGCGAUCGGCUGUGCGUUUGGAAUCGUCGCUAGAACCAGUGCAAAACCACAAUGGACUUUGUACUGGUACGACGCGUGUGCGCAUUGCGGUGCCUAUGCAUGCGCAGAUUAGCCAUUUUUUACACAGUGAUCGCUGCGCAAACAAUGGCAGCUAGCGAUCAACUCGGAAUGACCCCUAUAGACUUUUUACUCCAAAGUUUUGACUAUAAAAAUGAUUAGAAUAAUGCAAAGAUAAUAUUUCUAAUAUACUGUAUUCUUUGUAUUUUUCAUAUACAUUACACAGUCAAAACUCUGACACAAAUGUUAGUAUGACAGGAAAGGCUCUGCCUCACCCCACUACAUGCUACUGGAGCUUACAGUCUAAAUUCCCUGGCACACAAAGAAAAUACAGGCAAUUUAACCUACAGUGAGUCCUAGAAUAUGUGAGUACACCAGUCCAGUGUACCCAGACGAAACCCAUGCACACACGGGUAGAACAUGCAAAAUCCACACAGGUAUGGCCUUGGACAGGAAUCAAACUCAUGCACCUAGCACUGUGAGGCACCAAUGCUAAUCACUGUGCCACCAUGCUGCUCCAUGUCUGUGUGUAAGGUGCAGCUACACAUGUGACGCCUCUGACUGUAGUAAUGAAGCCGGCUUCAUCUGUAUACUGGAACAACUCUUGAAAGGGACACAGUACAUAUUCUGCAUUCUAAUGUUAGGGAUGUAUAUGUAAAACGUAAAAGCUUUUCUGUGCACUGACUCCAUAGUCCCACUUGCAGCUUCUUUCUGAAGACAUUGGACACAUUCUGUCUGUUACUUGUAGGAAAUGUGCCCACGUGUGGGUUUAAUGCUGAGUAUUGUUAAUGCUCCAAAUAAUGAUGUCUUAAUACGUUGCGAAGGUCCGGAGUCAGAGUCAUAUGCAAAGGGCCUCAAAAAGUUAUUAUGUAUCUUUAAAAAAUAGUUGUGCUCCACCAAGCUCCAGGCCGCUUACUAAACUUACUUCAAUUAUUAUUAUUGUUUAUUUAUAUAGUGCUACCAAUUGACGCAGUGCUGUACAGAGAAUUUGAGUAAUUCAUAUCAGUACCUGCCCCACUGGAGCUCAUAAUCUAAACCCACCUAGUGUUAGUGUUGUCACCAUCCAGUUAACCUACCUGUAUUUUUGUGGAGUGUGUGGGACUCUUGAGCACCCAUAGGAAACCCACUACUAGGAGAAGAUGCUAAACUAGAACAGAGCUGCUAUGAUCAUGGUGUCACACAGGUCUAGAGGUUUAAAUAUUCCAUUUCUUUAAGAAAAAACUAUUUGCACACCUGCAUUCUACAUUGUACACUUUGGGCUGCUGUUACUGCACCUUCAUCUCUAUAGAUAUAAUGACUUUUCUAGAUAUUUGAAUGUGCACUUGUUGGAAAUAUACAGUAAUGCAGGGACCAGUACUAUCUCCCCUAUGACAUUUAGUUUGUAUGGCACAAUCACAAAUGGAUGUUGUGUUGUUACUAAAGAGGAGAUGUACUAUAGCGGCAUUUAAUUGUGCCGAUAUAGCUCUUCCUGCUGGAGUGGGAAAGGGAAAACUGCCCUUUCUGACGAUUUGUGCGAGACCCACAGAGCAUCAAUUGUGCUGCGUCUUACCUCCUGGUCGGCACUGCUGCGCAUGUGUGAGACCUGGACCCCCACAGAAGCUGUCGCAGGUGUGUACACAUACCGGUAAGUAAACCUGCCGAUAUGUGGAAAAACUAUAAGCCAGAAAAGUGUGAUUUUUUUAAUUGCAUCUGAAGGAUAUUCCGUCGCCAUACAAUAAUAUGUUGACUGCAAAAUUGUCAGACGUUUGCAGAUGACAUAGCGAAAAGCGAUUUUCUCUACAUUAUCUGCUUUCAUACAUACCAGUGUUCAUUGUAAGUGUCAAAUAGCGCUGGUUAUAGCGCAUUUGGCACGUACCACCUCUUCUUACACCUCACCCUAUUUAUGUUUCUGGAUAACAGAAAACAAAUGGAACGACUGUGCGUUUUAACUCAUUGCCUAUGCAAAAGGGAAGCAGCAAUUAUGUGGGCUCAAUAUUUAUGACACUGUAACCUGUAACACUGUAAUCUAUUUAUUGUAGCUAAAUGACAUGACUGAGCUAUGAGGCACUUUGAGCCUCAUGCCACAAGUUCCUUUAGAAUUGAUAGGCUGAAUGUGAAACCAGCCACAAAGUAACUGUCUUCACUUUAAAGCAGUGGUGGGUAAUAAGAUGUUAAAAUUGGGAGAGGGCAUACUGGGAUGUGUAGUUCAACAGCAGAUGGAAGGCUGCUUAUCACCUGCCCCUGCUUUAAACAGUACCUAAGGCAGACAUUGUUUGGACUGAAUCAAUAUGCAUAAGCCUAUCAUUCAUUAGGAACCAUGAAUAUAGGUCACUGGAUCCUAAUAACUUCAUAGGCUACUUUCUCGUGACUAUUGGUUCAGCCCACAAUAUGGUCGCUUGCACUGUGUGUAAGCACAAGGGCAGUCUUUAAAUUCCUUUGCCAUAGAAAAGCAAGGCGUGAUAGGCCGUACUGGCUGUGUAGCUGUGUCUGUGGAUGAGAGGCUUUGGGUCUGUGUGUGAGAAGGAGGGUUGUUACGUUCCCUUGGGAGGGAGAUCGUUUUCUCUUGUUUAAAAUAUUUUUAUCUGUGCCAAACCCCAUAACCCUUGUAAAUAUGAUCUGAUUCUUCAUUGGUAAAGUAAUUUAUUUCAA